GCGGCGAACAGGAGGCCGGUCCUAGUGUGUGUCACCACCGCCCCACGGUCCUGUCUCGCUUGAAGCCCGUGAGAGUAUGGCAGCGCCAGCACUCUGAAGCGCCACGGACGCCAAUGAAUCCUGCCAAACUGAGCGUCCUGUUCUGCGCGGCCGUCAGCGCCUUCGUCUGCCUCUGCAUCUACCUACUGAGUAAAGCCAAGAAGCCGGUCGCUCGGGGCUGGAGUUUCGACUGCGCCCGGUGUGGCGACUACCCGGACGAGCUGUGCUCGGCGCUGUUCGAUGGCAAGGCGGUCGCCGCCGUGCUGGGAGCCCAAUGCGAACAAGUGCACCGGGAGCGGCCCGGAUUCGGAGCCGGCCUGCCCGUCAACUGUUCCCGGCUGCUAGCUGACCACUCCUACAUCACCAAGCCCCUCUCCCAAGAGGAGGCGGACUUCCCCCUGGCUUAUAUCUUGGUCGUGCACAAGAACCUGCAGACCCUGGAAUGGCUCUUCCGAGCCAUCUACAUGCCCCAGAACGUCUACUGCAUCCACGUCGACCAGAAGGCGCCGGCUGGCUUCAGGCAAGCGGUGGAGGGACUGGCCGCCUGCUUCGACAACGUGUUCCUGGCGUCCCGGACCGAGAGCGUGGUGUACGGGGGUUUCUCGCGGCUCCAGGCCGACCUCAACUGCAUGCAGGACCUGGUCCUCUCCAGCGUCCCGUGGAAGUACGCGCUGAACUUGUGCGGCCAGGAUUACCCGCUGAAGAGCAACCGGGAGCUGGUGCAGCUGCUGAAACAGCGCUGGAAGGAUAAGAACAUCACCCCGGGCAUCUUGCAGCCCGAUCACAUCAAGCAGAGGACCACGCACGUUCACCGGGAGUACAUCUCCCCGGCCGAGUCGUACGUCGUGAAGACGGAGACCAGAAAGGCUGGGGGCGUGCCCCACGGGCUGAAACUUUACUUUGGCUCGGCUUACUACGCCGUCACCAGGGAGUUUGUGGACUUUGUACUGAAGGACGAGCGGGCUAAGGAUCUGCUGCAGUGGUCGAGGGAUACCUACAGCCCCGACGAGCACUACUGGGUCACUUUAAAUCGCAUUUCAGAUGCACCAGGAGCAGAUCCCAGUGCUGAGUGGGAAGGCAGUGUACGAUCAAUUAAAUGGCUGGACCAGGCUACAGUGGCCCACAAUGGUUGUAAAGGUCAUUAUGUUCGCAACAUCUGUGUGUAUGGGUUGGGAGACCUGGAGUGGCUUGUUCAAAGGGACAGUUUAUUUGCAAACAAAUUUGAAGUUGACAACCGCCCCCUGGUGGCACAGUGCAUGGAGCGAUGGUUAAGACGAAAAACAUUAUCUCAGUCUGAAGUACCUAUUCCACAAGAAUGGCACAUUAAAAACAACAAGUGUUUCUUUGACAUUGAAGGCAAUGACUGCAGUACUACUUCGAUGUGAUAUGGAGAUCCUUCACUGUUCAACAAUUGAAAAAGUGUUCAUUUAUCAUUUUUAAAAAAAGUAACUGCCUUUCUAUCAGUUAAAUAGAAAAAUGGUUUCUCAUUUUCAUACACAUUUUCCUUUUAGAAUUUACAUAAUCAUGUGGCCUUUGUAUCUUAUUGGAGGUUUUAUAUUUAUUUGUUUCCCAAAUUCUUAGUUGCUUUGCUGAACAUCAUUUAUGAGCAGAGAGAGGGGAAUAGAUGUCCAACUGACCCAAGGUGUCUGCCAAUGCUGCUGCAUAAUCAUUUGUUUUAAAGCAAAUGUAGAGGAGCAGCCUGGAGUUUUCCCUGUCUUCUCCCUUCAGUUCAGUGGUACUAGUCUCAGUUUGCCAAACAAAGGAACAUGGUGGAAGAAGCUGGUGUUAAUUUAGAAACUCUGAGCUACUUAAUUGUUAAUGUGAUGAACCUUAAUAAGUUAUGAUCAUACUGAACUUUGUGUGAAUUUAUGUAAAUAUGUAAAUUGACAUUAAUUUUAUGGUUAGUAGGAAUCAGGGCAUUCAUUUUGUUUUAAAGAAGUUCUACUAGUUAAUGAGACUAAAGGAUCUGAUUUUGAGCAUUUUUCAAAUGUUUAUGAACAUGCUGACAGUUGAGUGUUUAUAGUGAUUGAGCAAAUAAAUCACAGCUAAUAUUGAAAGUAACCAUUACGGGUAAGGAGUAUCUACAAUAACAUAUUGAUCUUAAAAAGCACCAUUUAACAUAGAUAAAUAACUCAAUAAUAAGGGAAGCUAAGAAUGCAUUUAAAUGAAGGAAGGGGACUAGAAGCUAAUGUAGAUUACCAAAGACUGAAGUAACCAGUGAGCAGGAUUGCAUGCAGGAUCAGAUUGAGACAGUUAAGUUUUUGGAUAAAUUGAGAUUUAGGAAGGUGCAAAUGUGUUGCAGAAAAGGUGAAUUUUCUUGUCGAUAGUAUUAAAAGUAAUGUUGAGUAAAUAGCAGUGCAAAAUCAUUUAGAACAUUUUGUCUUGAUCUAUGGUCAUGGCCAAAACAAAACAUGAAGUAUUAUAUUUAUGGUCACUGUAAUUGUAACAUGGAAAAUCUUAACAAAAAAGGGAAUAAGAAUUGUAUCCAAUUCAACAAGAAUGGAAUCUAUUUUCAUUGGAGAAAAGAUGAGUAGGAUUAUACUUGCAAUUGCAGCAGUGGUAUCAAUGUAGCAUUUCCAGAGUGAGUACUUAAGCUGACUCCAGCGUGAUGUUGGUGCUUUGCUUCAUUCUAGAGUCAGCUUGGGCCCUGACUCCUAAUUUAUUCCAAGUUUGCAGAUGACACUAAGAUAGGCGGAGCUGUUGGAGGGUAGCAUCAGGCUACAGGGUGAUACUGAUGUGAUGGUGAAAUGGGCUGAGAAAUGGCAGAUGGGGUUUAAUCCUGAUAAAUGUAAGAUGAUGCAUUUUGGGAGUACUGAUGAGGCCAGGACAUAUGCCAUGAAUGGGCCUAGGGUGUACUGAGGGGCCACAGUGUGCAAGUCCAAAAAUCCUUGAAGGUGGCAACACAGGUAGAUAACGUGGCUAAGAAGGCGUGGAAUAUUGCCGUUCAUUAGUUAGGGCACUAAUUACAAAAGCAGGGAGGUCACACUCCAACUUUAUAAAACUUUGGUCAGACCUCAGCUGAAGUACUGCAUGCAUUUGUGGUCACCACACCAUAGGAAAGAUGUGAUAGUGCUGGAGGGGCUGCAGAGGUGAUUCACCAAAAUGCCUUGAAUGGAACGUUGUAAUAAUGAGUGACUGGAGAGGAUGGGUCUGUUUUUCCUGGAGCAGAGAAGGGUAAGAGGGGACAUGAUUGAGCUACUGUUUAUGAAAUUGAGGGGUAUGGAGAAUGUAGACUGCAGGAACUCUUCACCGUAUCAGAGGUGAAUAAAACAAGAGAGCAUAGAUUUAGGGUGAGGAGCAAGUAAUUUGGAGGGGUUCUGAGGGGGACCUUUUUCACCCAGAGAGUGGUGAGUACCUGGAAUGCACUGCCAGAGAGAGUGGUGGAAGCGGAAUCACUGACAGCAUUUAAGAGAUGUCUCGAUGAACACUUGAAUUGUCUCGGUGUUGGGGGCUACAGGCCAAGUGUUGGCAGAUGGGAUUAAUAUGGAAGGUUGCCCACUAGAAUGGUGUGGAUGUGGUGGACUGAAUAGCCUGUGUCCAUGCUACAUGACUCUGACUUUAUUCCAAACUGUUUAGUGAAACAAAGUUGCGUCUGUGCUGCUGUUGUAAAGUAAAUGUGGCAUAAUUGCAUAGGAAAUUGAUGAAAUGAAUGUGAAGAAUAUCUUUGUUAAAAAAUUUUAACCAGUGAUGUAUUGGCAGUUUGAAAGUUAGGCAUAGUAUGUACUAGAGUUAAAGGGUACAAGGAAUGGUAUUGAUAUUUGAGUACUUUCCAUAUUUUGUCGUAAAAAAUUAUAUUUAUUAAAUUUUAUGCUGUGCAUAUUAUACUGAGGUGGAGAAAAUACUAGCAUUUAACAUUACAGUAAACAGUUCUUAACAAAAAAAUUUUUUUUAUGUUGUUUGGAGUCCAGAAAUUAAUAUUGCUGAUAAUUAGCUUUAUAUUCCUGUGUCUGCUACUUUAAUGCAGGUGCUAGCUCAUUCAUAUUAAGUUAAAAUAGUUCUGGUAAAAUCACAGAUAAGGAAAUGUUAAAUGUUCAGCUGGUAGCAUUUCCGAAAUGAAAUGGAUAAGAUAAUAGUGAAAAAAAAAACAGCACCAGCAAUAAAAUAAUGUGGAUUGGAAAACUGAAAUACGUAGUAGAACCAGAAAAUGAAACUCGUACAUUCUUUUGCUUCAGAAAAAACUGAAGUUAUCUGUGUAUCCUGGGAACACUACACCCUUGGUUUUAACAUACCAAUCAUAGGCUAAAUGUACUUUAAAAAUUGGUUGGAUGUAUUUAUAGUUUGUUCGUAUAUGUAAUAGACUAAUAACUGUAUGUUACAAUCAUUGCAUCUUCAAAAUAAUGUUCUUUCUAUAAUAGUCCCAUGACAGUCAAUUCAGAAUACAAUGAUAUUUCCCACGUAUAUUGUAUUAAUUUUAUACACUGAUAAUUUGUUCAAGCAUUUAUGUGACUGUUGGGGGUGUUCAGACACCAAAUGGCAAACUUUGUGUCUUUAAAAUGAGUAUUGUAUGUGGUAUUUUACCUCAACUUUUGCUUUUGAGCUUUGUGUUCAGCUCCCUAAAGUGUUAUGAAAAACACAGUAGCUAGCUUUUGGCUCCUGUUGACAUUCAGCUGUAAAUGUUUUUUUAAUAUAGCUUCUGGGCAGAUUCUAAUAGUAAACCAUGAAUGGUAGUAUGGCUAAGCUGCCUAAAGUGCUUAAUUGCACCAGGAUCCUUGUGAUUACACAUCUUUGAAGAUGACAACCAGAAUAAAAUGAAAGGAUAUUUUCUUUUUAAAGUAACCCAGAAUUUUUGGCAUUAGAAACAAAAGGCAUAGACUACAAAAAAAAAGCAUGCUAAAUCUUUGUAACAUUAGUUGGGCUGCAGCUGGAGUAUUGUGUUCAAGUCUGGCAUCACACUUGAGGAAGGGUGUCAAGUUCUUGGAGAGGAUGCAAGGAUUUACAAGUAUGCCAUAAGUGACUUCAGUUAAAUAAAGAUGUUGGAGGACUACUGGGUGAAGACAUUUAAAUAUUUCUAAAUUUAGAUAUUUCUCAUCUCAUUCCUUAUCUGCCAGCCUCGUAUCUAGAGGUGUGCCCCCUGGACCUACACUAUCCAGUCCAGGAAAUGGCUCCUUUGUGUCCACCCCACCAAUCCCAUUCAGAAUCUUCUUUUCUCCCACAAUGAAGUUACCUCCUUUGUUUUCUAAAUUAUGCCAAACUUCCUUAAUUUCUCUUCAUAGGGUUAGUCCCUUGCCGCCAUUAAUCAAUCUGGUGAAUUUACCUGGAACUGUCUCCAAGGCAAUUACCUUUUAUCAGCUACAAUGAUUUCAGAAGAUAAAAAUUCUUCUUAUGCAGUGAUGUGUGACCUGGAACAGGCUGCCAGGUAGAUGAGUCAAUAACUAUCAAUGGGGAACUGAAUAAAUAUUUGGAAAUAAACUACAGGGAAGAACUGAGGAAGGAGCAGCAGAGCUGCAUUGAUUGCAUGUAGAAAAGAAAAUUGACUAGUCAUUCUGUGUGCACCAUGAUAUUGUUAGCUGCAUUGUGAAUGUGCAUGAUCUGAAUAUACAACAGAAUUCAGGAGCAUCAUUAUGGUGGGGCCAUCCUCGAUCCAUGUAGCAAAGUGGAUGAAAGAAAAAUCAUUGUGGCUGCACAUUAUGAAGGCAACUACCUAUUGGACAGAUUUAAUUUCCUUGUGCAUGUUAUGUACAAAAAUAUGUGGGAACAUAAAUGUUUAUGCAUUUUGUAAUUUCAUGAUUGAGCUGCUUUUCAAAUGACUGUUGUUAAAAAUUAUCCUGCAUUUAUGCCUGCUUUUUGUGUGAACUUUGUCCAUAAAGUAUGAUGUCAAAAU
Molecule: messenger RNA, 5860 nt
Organism: Pristis pectinata (smalltooth sawfish)
Lineage: Eukaryota; Metazoa; Chordata; Chondrichthyes; Rhinopristiformes; Pristidae
Product: N-acetyllactosaminide beta-1,6-N-acetylglucosaminyl-transferase-like
Exons: 3
Coding region: 114-1424 (436 amino acids)
Biological process (GO): transforming growth factor beta receptor signaling pathway
Cellular component (GO): membrane
Molecular function (GO): acetylglucosaminyltransferase activity
Source: RefSeq, a predicted model, not a curated record